Messenger RNA from Danio rerio (zebrafish), 2607 nucleotides. RefSeq names its product CCR4-NOT transcription complex, subunit 6-like (gene cnot6l). Lineage: Eukaryota; Metazoa; Chordata; Actinopteri; Cypriniformes; Danionidae. Gene Ontology annotation, molecular function: catalytic activity; poly(A)-specific ribonuclease activity. The record is from RefSeq and is marked provisional. Gene Ontology annotation, cellular component: nucleus; cytoplasm.
AGUUGUAGGGGAGCGUGGACUGGAGCGGAAGCUCAGACUGUUGUCCUUCCUCCUGCCCGACUCUCAGGAUGAGGAUCGGUCACAGUUUGUCUGUAUGUCUCUGAUCAAAUCACACACCAGCAGCUCCUCUCCCACCUCCCGAAUGCAGAUUAACAGGCAUGCCAAAGGAAAAAUAUGAUCCUCCAGACCCACGCAGAUUAUACACCAUCAUGUCAGCCGAGGAAGUGGCCAGUGGAAAGAAAUCACACUGGACCGAGUUGGAGAUUUCUGGGCGGGUCAGAAGCCUGAGCAGUUCACUAUGGACGCUGACCCAUCUGACUGCUCUCCACAUCAACAACAACAACCUGAGCCGGAUUCCUCCAGAAAUCGCAAAGCUGCCCCAUCUCGUCUACCUGAACCUGUCCUCCAACAAACUGCGCAGCCUGCCAGCAGAACUCGGCAACAUGGUGACUCUCAGGGAAUUGCUUUUGAACAACAAUUGUUUACGAGUUUUGCCUUAUGAACUUGGUCGGCUGUUCCAAUUGCAAACCCUCGGCCUCAAAGGUAAUCCAUUGUCCCAGGAUAUACUCAACCUGUAUCAGGAGCCUGAUGGAACAAGGAAAUUAUUAAAUUACAUGCUCGACAAUCUUGCAGUCCACCCAGAACAACUCCCCCAAAGACCUUGGAUCACUCUGAGGGAGAGAGACCAAAUGAUGCCCACAGCUGUGUUCACAGUAAUGUGCUACAACGUAUUGUGCGACAAGUAUGCAACAAGGCAGCUGUAUGGCUAUUGUCCUUCAUGGGCCCUUAACUGGGAGUACAGGAAGAAGGGCAUUAUGGAGGAGAUCACCAACUGUGACGCUGACAUCAUCAGCCUGCAGGAGGUGGAAACCGAGCAGUACUACACUUUCUUUCUGGAAACACUGAAAGAUCGUGGAUAUGAUGGAUUUUUCUGUCCAAAGUCUCGUGCCAAACUCGUGUCAGAACAGGAGCGUAAACAUGUGGAUGGCUGUGGUGUGUUUUUCAAGACCGAGAAAUUUGCUCUGGUGCAGAAACACACAGUGGAGUUCAAUCAAGUAGCCAUGGCGAACUCAGAGGGCUCGGAGGUUAUGCUAAACAGAGUUAUGACCAAAGAUAACAUCGGAGUAGCCGUCCUGCUGGAGGUGAAGAAAGACCUGUUUGCUGCUGGCUUAAAGCCACCUCCAGAGAAACAGCUCCUGCUUGUAGCUAAUGCCCACAUGCACUGGGAUCCAGAAUACUCGGAUGUGAAGCUCAUCCAGACUAUGAUGUUUCUGUCUGAGCUCAAGAGCAUCGCUGAGAGGGCCUCGGGAUCUAUCAACUCUUCUUCACCCACAUCAGAAACGAGCUCUAUCCCUAUCGUCCUGUGUGCUGAUCUCAACUCCCUCCCAGAUUCUGGUGUGGUGGAGUAUUUGAGCAAUGGCGGAGUUGCAGAAAAUCACAAAGACUUUAAAGAACUGCGCUACAGCGACUGUUUAACUAACUUCAGUUGCAAUGGCAAAAACGGCAAGCCUGAUGGCAGUAUCACACACAGUUUCCAGCUGAAGAGUGCCUAUGAGGGGAAUCUCAUGCCCUACACCAACUACACUUAUGACUUUAAGGGUGUGAUUGACUACAUCUUCUUCUCAAAGACACACAUGAGCGUUCUGGGUGUUCUGGGUCCAUUGGAGACACAAUGGCUGAAGGACAACAACAUAACCGGCUGCCCUCACCCUCACAUCCCCUCCGACCACUUCUCCCUCCUGGCUCAGCUGGAGUACCAUCACCCUUUACCCCCCCUCAACGGGCUGCAUCUGCCUGUCCACAGUACUGCCUGCGAAAGCAAGAUGCUUACAGAGUGAACCAGUACCAGCAUUCAUCCAUCCACUCAUCCUUCCAUCCAUCCAUCCAUCCAUUUCUUCACCAGAGAGGCAUGAUGACUACUAAAUGGCCAUGAUUCAGUUAUAACGUUCUUAUAAAGAAAAGAUGUCAUGGUCAGCAAUGUUAAAAUGAAUUGUUAAUGAAAUUGCAAAAUAUCUGAGGAAUGUAAAUUGGCAGUUUCCCUUGUUUAAUAGCAGCAAUUUUGAUUUCUAAGGUUUUUUUUAAUACAUUUUAAAAACCUUUCAUGUAAUCCUAACAAAAAUUCACAUCAAAGCAUAUUUCCUACAAAUGUAUUCCGAGUGCUCAGAUUGAAAUCCAGAUUGCUGAACAUGCAGUGUUUGUAUAAUAAUAUAUAUAGUUUAAUAUAUAGUAAAAGCAUGCACUAUGGGGGUUGAGUCUUGUUGAGACACUAAUUAAUGACAGACAUGUAUUAUUGUAAAGGAACAUUUUGCAAAGAGACCCCAUGUACAAUGAAUAGAAAACCCCUAUAAAAAAGAAGUUCCACAACACAAAGAUGGCUUUUCUCAUUGACUUUUGAGACUUUUUUCAUGCAGUUUCUUCUGGAAUACAUGUUUUGUAAACCUUGUUUAGUCUUUGAACACAUGAUUGGUGAUGAUAUGAGAACAGAACUUGUUGUUUUGUGCGUUUUGCAACUGAAAAUGCUCCUUCAUGAAGCUUAUUUGUAAUACACUAAAUGCUAAACGAAAAAACAUGUCCCAAACUCAAAGGCAAUAAAGAUGUUAUUUUAAA